GUUCUCUGAGAUGCCAUUUUUUCUUCAAGCGUAGAUAGUUGGAAGUUUCAACUCGUAGAAAACCAAAACUUACAGGUACAGUGAAAACAGAGAGAAAAACUAGGUCUUUUAUCCCAACCACACCGAGGGGGGAAACUGCUACAUCAGUAGUAAGAAGAGGGUAUGCCAUUUUGUGAACAAUGGCAUACAAACCUUAGGUUUCUACAGAUCACCAAGUGCAGAGGAUACAUCCAGAAAAACAAGUGAAAAUAUUGCAAGGAAUGAUUCAUAACGUAUUUGACAAUUUAAAAAAAACAUACAUAUUUCGACAUUUUAAAAAACCAUAUUUCAGAAAAGUUGUGUUGCUAGCAUGCUCAGCCUUCAGGUUACCUAUGUGUAGUUAGUUUUCCUGUACAAUCCAAAAACUCCACAAUAACUAAAAUGGGAAAAAAGUAACUGGCAAUAUUAUGUUCUGUAAUAAAGUUCUCAAUAAGAUUGAUUCAUAUAUCCUCACUGUUUCAAGACAGAUAUUAGAAUGGGGAAACUACCGGCAGCAAUCGGCAGGUUCUUCUGCUUUGUACAGGUGAACCAGUCAACAGUAGGCAUCAAAGAGAGAUUUGGGAAGUUUGAGGAAGUCCUCAAUCCUGGAUGCCAUUUUAUGCCAUGGAUCAUUGGAAACCGAGUCACUGGUCAGCUCACACUAAGGCUUAGGCAGCUUGAUGUCCGCUGUGAGACAAAGACAAAGGAUAAUGUUUUUGUUACUGUUGUUGCAUCCAUUCAAUACCGAGCAAUGGAAGACAAAGCAAGUGAUGCAUACUACAAGCUCAGCAACCCGAAAGCUCAAAUUCAAUCAUAUGUCUUUGAUGUUAUAAGGGCAAGUGUUCCCAAACUAGAACUGGAUGAUGCUUUUGAGCAAAAGAAUGAAAUAGCAAAAGCUGUGGAGGAGGAGCUUGAGAAGGCAAUGUCUGCUUAUGGUUAUGAGAUUGUGCAGACACUCAUUGUUGAUAUAGAACCAGAUGAGAAAGUUAAAAGGGCUAUGAAUGAAAUUAAUGCUGCUGCAAGACUCCGUGUCGCAGCAAAUGAGAAGGCAGAGGCAGAGAAGAUCAUUCAGAUCAAAAGGGCUGAGGGUGAGGCCGAAGCCAAGUAUCUCUCUGGCCUUGGCAUUGCAAGGCAGCGUCAAGCCAUAGUUGAUGGGCUAAGAGAUAGCGUGCUUGGCUUUAGUGGCAAUGUGCCUGGGACUUCAGCUAAGGAUGUGAUGGAUUUAGUUCUGCUCACGCAGUACUUUGACACCAUGAAAGAGAUCGGAGCAGCAUCCAAAUCUUCUGCAGUUUUCCUCCCACAUGGUCCUGGUGCUGUUGCAGAUAUUGCCAGUCAGAUUCGUGAUGGAUUUCUUCAGGCAUCUACUCAGCAGGCAAAGUGAUAGAUUGCAUUGAAAGCGAAAAUUCCAUUAAACAUGAAUCUAGAUUGGCAAGUUUUCCUGCUACUUUGUCAUAAUUGAGUGGGCUUUUACAUGCCUUGAGAAUAUAGUGUGAGAUUGUUAAAGUAUCAAGCUUGUAUAGUUUGUGCUUAUAGAAUAGGUGUUCUGUGUACAGAUGCCUCAUAUAAAGAAUGAAGUGUGAGCACCUUACAAGAAUCUAGUUAAUUAUUGUGGUGUGAAUGUGUGGGCAUACGAGAGCUCUAAAAUAUAAUGUUGUCGUAUCUUUUGUAACUUCGAUACACAGCUUUGAUUUCAGAGACUUGAGUAGUCAAUUUGCAAGGUUA
Molecule: messenger RNA, 1740 nt
Organism: Setaria italica (foxtail millet)
Lineage: Eukaryota; Viridiplantae; Streptophyta; Magnoliopsida; Poales; Poaceae
Product: hypersensitive-induced response protein 1
Exons: 4
Coding region: 515-1399 (294 amino acids)
Source: RefSeq, a predicted model, not a curated record